Molecule: messenger RNA, 2129 nt
Organism: Dinoponera quadriceps
Lineage: Eukaryota; Metazoa; Arthropoda; Insecta; Hymenoptera; Formicidae
Exons: 5
Coding region: 1-1494 (497 amino acids)
Biological process (GO): sex differentiation; regulation of transcription by RNA polymerase II
Cellular component (GO): nucleus
Molecular function (GO): RNA polymerase II cis-regulatory region sequence-specific DNA binding; DNA-binding transcription factor activity, RNA polymerase II-specific
Source: RefSeq, a predicted model, not a curated record
AUGCUUCGCGGCAAGAACAAGAACAACAGGCCGGAGAACAACGAGGACAAGGAGGCGGAUGGUAAGCAGAGGAGGCCGAAGUGCGCCCGUUGCAGGAACCACGGCCUGAUCUCGUGGCUGAGGGGCCACAAACGCGAGUGCCGUUACAGGGAAUGCCUGUGCCCCAAGUGCUCCCUGAUCGCCGAACGGCAGCGCGUCAUGGCGGCGCAAGUCGCCCUGAAGAGGCAGCAGGCGGCCGAGGACGCGAUCGCCCUUAAAAUGGCCAAGGUGGCGACCGGACAGAAGCUCGAUCGACUACCACCGGGGAAGAUCUUCGGUAUGUCCGUGACGGAGCCGAAAUCCACGGUGGAUCCGAACGACGACGACGACGCGAUUCCCGACAAGACAAAGAAACACGACUUUGGGAUUCUGGUGGACUCGAAGGAUCUGCCGUCCGCUGUCGACGGCGCGUUACCGGCGGCUCGUCUUCAAAACUGUUCUGUACGUACACUCGGAGGACGAGGUAAGGUCGAACGAGGACCUCGUCGAGCAGACGAUGCGGCGAUCUUCUCAAAAUUUAGAUCGACAAUUGCUACGCUCAAAAAAAAACGGUUUCGCAGUAAUAGCAAAAUUUAUCUGGAUACGAGGAAUUACGGAUACAACAAAAUAGCGAUACGACAUUUCCCUGUGUGUUCGUAUCUGGCUGAUUUUUCUCGUCGGCCUGUAGAACCGAUUUUUUUCAAGAGUGACGUUAGUCGCAUCAGAGCGUGUAUCGGAGAGAAGAAUAUCGUAAGAAAUACACGUGGUUCAUCCUGGUCGUCCUUUCACCGCGAUUUCACCGUCCAGGAUAGCUCGGAGGCCCGUUCGAGAGCCAGAAGCCUGCUCUUCGAGGCCGGCAAGCUGGAUGGUCCCAAGGAGGCCGCCCCGGUGUCGCAGACCUCGGUGGAGACCCUGGCGCGCCUCUUCCCGAACACCAAACUGUCAGUGCUGCAGCUGGUGCUGCAACGUUGCGGGCAGGACCUGCUGAAGGCGAUCGAAUAUUUCGCGAGCGACAGCCUCGGCAUCGAGCCGUCGGGCGGCCGCACCUCGGCCUUCCGGCCGCCCCGACCCCCGCAGACGAUCGUCGACAACGUCGCCGGUGGUGAACAGCAGCCGGUUGCUGGCGCGAUGCUGGCGCCGAUCUACACCAGCCUGUCCAGAAACGUCUACGGGGACGCCGGCUACUGCCUGCUGAACAUCGUGCCCGAGCCGUUCGCCAACGUCGUCGCGGCCGAUACCACCGGCACAGGCCUGCCGAAGACCGCGUCCGACCAGGAGACACUCGCGCUCACCAACUUCCGCUACGGCAAUUACCUCAGCCCCGGCGUGCAGCAGCAGCUGCGGGAGCACGUGUGCGCCCAGGUGGCCGAUCGCCUCUCAGCCAGGACCGGCAUACUGCAUCAUCUACCGCCCGUCUUACCGGGCAUCCCCUGCGUGCAGCCCAAUUGCGCGCAGUGCAACUACAAGUUCGCGUGAACCUGGACCGAUAAUUCCCCCCGGAUGCUUACGUCAGGAAUGACCGGAAUUUUUCGCACCUCUGUACACCCGAUAUUAAUAUACUUACAGUCUUCUUGAGGGGAAAAGAAGCUCUUUCGUGCCGAAAGCCGCGUUACGACCGAAAGAAAAAACGUAUUUUCGCGCUGCGAUAACUCUCUCUCUCUCUCUCUCUCUUUCAUUUGGGGAAACGACGUAAAUGGCGAACAAGAAAGACUUCCGUCAAACUCAAAUUAAUUAAACUGAUUGAUGAACGGUGAUAAGAAUUACCAACACCAACUUUCAGUUUUGAGACUUGUCGUUCGACAAUAUAUAUGUAUACGAUGAGUCAAAGUGUAACAAACAUAUAUCUCAGAAACAGAGCAUUUUACAGAAUAAUGUUUCAAAUAAAAGUUGUACGGUUUCAAGGAGGACAUAAGAGGGUGGGAACGAUUUGACUUUGGAUUAUUGUUUGAAGGUCACCUUAAACUUUUUUUAAUGGAACUCCUUACUUUCUAUUGCGUAUUUUUGUAGCUUACCUCGAGUGCUUUUCAAAACACUAGAAUAAAAUAUUUUUGCAUUAACUGCUUUUCGAGUUGUAAGGCUUGAAAGUGCUUGCAGUACCGCCGGCAUUAACA